AUGGCGCGGUUCGGCCACCAGUGGCGCAGAAAGCAGGUGGUGCUGCCACGAGAACAGAUCCUGGGCAACGUGCAGCUCAGUGACCGCCUGGCCAAGUUGGCAAGAGAGCAGGUGCAGAGCAGGGAGAAGGAGGCAGAGGAGCCCAUCGAGUGCUCCAGCCCUCGCUUUCCGGAUCCCAAGAACGCCGUGGCCAAGUUUCUGACCAGCGCUUGCCUCCCCAGUGGCUACGCGGCCGCAUGGCGCCGCAUGACGGAGUCGCCACGGACGCCCGUGCCGCCCACGUUGCCGCCAACGCCGGACUGGGAGGGCGCCUGCUGCAUCGUGGAAUCUGCGGGAAGCUUGGUGCUCCACCUGAGCGAGGAGAAGACGGAGAAGGUGCCGCCCCGGACCUGGCUGCUACUGGAGCCGGGGGAGGAGCGAUCCGAGCCCAAGGAGCUCCAGCAUUUCGUCACCAAGAACAACACCUGCCUCCUCGCCAACAGCGCCGGGGGCGGCUGGCUUCAGGUGCAGAACCAGCCGGGCAUUAGCUUGCUGCGCGCGGUGCCAGAGAAGCGGCUCCACGGGCCCGCAGCGGAGGCCAACUUUGGGCGCGCCGCCAGCGGUCAAUCCGUGGUGGCACUCCGGCACGCAGCGCUGGCGCUAGAACUCCUGAAAAACCGAACGCCGCCCUUUGACGGUCUCACCCGUCGAGUUCGCUACGCGUUCCCACCGCAACCGGUGAAGGAGUCGGUGCUGCCGCUGGUGCCGCUGAAGGGCCUGCCGCAGCGCCCGCUGAGCCCGCAGCAGCCCCCGCCCUGGCCCCAGUUCUUGACGCCGGAGGAAGCCUCCGAGCCUCGUUGGGCGGAGCCCUCUUCGCCCUCUUCGCCCUCUUCGGCCCGCCCGUCCAGCCGGGCCAGACCAGACACAGGAGACUCUACAACAGCGCGCUCGGCUAGAUUGGAGGCCUUGGUCACCUCCCGCGCCUCCGCCUCCGAGCGCUGCGCGGAGUCCGCCAGGGCUUGGCGGGAGAGUUGCUACGAGAACAUUGUGGAGGAAGAUGAGGAGAAGCGCCUCCCGCAAGCUCAGUCAGUGAUGCAGAAAGGCUUCCACGCUCUGAUGGAGUUCCUGGAUUUUACCAAUCGACGCUAUGGCAACCCUGCGAGGACCUGGUUCAUCCUAGACUCCGAGGCAAACAUGAAGCUGGGUAUGCGUCAGUUCGAGCGGAGAUGCAUGGAUAUCGGCUUCCGCGGCAACAUUCCCGCUCUUUGGAAGUACAUGGACAAGAGGAACACUGGUGUAGUGAGUUUGCUGGAUCUUCACAGCGUCACUGCCAUGGAGCUGGCACGCUUCAAGCUCCUGAUCCGGGAGCGCUUCAGGGACGCCUCCGCGGAAGCCUUCCGCUUCUUGGACGACAACCGCAGCGGCCGCGUGAACCGGGUGACCUUCGCGGCGCGGCUGCAGACCUUGCGCUACGCCGGCAAAGCAUCUAAGCUUUUCGACUACCUGGACCGACAAGGCCUGGGGAUUCUCACCGUACACAGCCUUACCUUCUUGGACCGCUGGAUGCUCCCGCCCUACAUGUAUUAUCAGCCUGACGUCAGAGGCGUACGGGUUGUCAAGGAGAAGCUGUUGGACUUGCAUCAGCAUGCUCUUAUUGCGUGGCGGAAGAUUGACAAAGAUGGCAGCAUGCGGAUUUCUUAUGAUGAAUUCCGGGGCUACAUCUUCGACAUGCUGAGCGGCAACAAGGCGCAGGUGCAGACCACCGCCAACUUCCCCCGCAGCGACGCAGAGAUCGCGGCGGUGUGGCGCGCCAUGGACAAGGACUGCACGGGAUACAUCCAGUUGCGAGACUGGGACUCCAAGAGCCACCUGAGCCUUUCGGAGUUUAAGACAUGGGCUGAGAGGACCCACGGCACGGUGACUGCGGCCUUUAGGGCCUUGGACGUCGGCGGCAAUGGAGUCACCUCCAACUGCAAGCUGUCCCUCACCGAGCUGAAAAAAUGUACGAAGGGUCCUGACGGAUGCAAGGCGGAGGUGGAGUUCCUGUUUGAUGGCCUGGAUGUGAACCACGCCUGGUCCCUCAGCGAGGCCGACGUGAAGUUCCUGGACUUCUGGGACCUCUCCUGGGCACCGGCCUCAGAAGCUCGGGGCUCGACGUGGCGAGGAGUGGCAGGAGGGAGCGAAGAAGCGGCGCAGCAGUUCGGAGUGAGCCGCGAAGGAGCUGCCCCUGGUGUCAUUUGGCUCGGGCCAGGAUCUCGGGUUGACCCUGGGCUGUCGCGCACGCUGCCGGGCCGGAGUUGCUGGAAGACCCAGCGAAGUGGCGGGAACACCAAGCGCAUCUUGAAGGGCUGCCCCAUCACUGAAUCCCCGGGCACCGACCAGACCGCCAAAGACGCUGGCGCAGAGCAGGCGCAGGCGGAGCCCGAGGCGGUGAAGCCCCCUGAGGAAAAGUCUUUGCCGCCCAUUGAGUUGGCGCGCGGAGAUGUAGCAGCCAUCGACGGGCUCAAGGCUGGGGAGCUGAACGGCCAGACAUGCACGCUCUGGCGCCGGGAUGAAGGCUCGGGACGAUGGGAGGUGAAGCUGCCAGAUGGCGAGGUCAAGGCAUUAAAGCCUGCCCAUCUGGUCUUCAGAAGCAUAGGUCCCAUCGAGGACGACGGAUCGCUGACCUUGAUCGGCAUGGCCAGCGAUCAUCAAACCAUCCACCGGGUGUUGGGCAACGUGCGGGACUUGAUCCGAGGAGGCAGCGAGGCCUUGGCACUGGGCAGCUCGGUGGUGUCGCCCAUGGGCGGCCGGAAUGCGCAGGGGGAAGAGGCUCGCAUUUGGCUGAAGCUUGCCAAGCAAGCUGAGCAGCGGGUCAAGGGCUCACUGGAAGAGCUGCAGAAGAAUGUGGAGCAGGUCGAUGGCAUCGAUGCCUCCCGCUAUGGGCCCAAGGCCGCUGCAGAGAUCCGCCUGGCGCGGAAGGACUUGGUGCAGUUCGUGCAGAAGGCGCAAGAACAGCUCGAGACGGGCCACCAGCGGCUGCGCAUCGUUCUGAAGCACCUAGUCGCUACGGUGCCGCCUUUGCCCAAGCACAUGGCGGAGGAGGAGUCGCUGCACGAGAAGUACCGCGCAGCCUUCGAGAAACUGGAGGAGGCUGCGGCCAUGGAUAUCAAGAGCACCAUCAAGAAGACCGAACUCGGUCCCAUCACGGUCAAAUUUCAGGGCAGAGGUGAGAACCCUCCGCCCUCCGACAACCUCUACGUGAAAGGACUGCCAGGCUGGAUCAGCGAGCAGGAUUUGGAGGCAAUCUUCUCAGAGGUGGGUGACAUCCAGAGCAUGAAGUUGAAAUCCGCCGACUGGGGCGCCAUCGCCUUUGUGAGGCUGGCCAACAAGGGCCAAGCGCAGCGCGCCAUUGAGACUUACAACGGCAUCGUACCUCCCGAGCUGGAGAGGAAGGCAGAGGAGGUGGACGCCAAGAGGCUGACCGCUGAGAUCACCAAGGGCAUGCUGCGAGCCACAGUCGAUCAGCUGGCACGAGGUGUCAUGGUGAUGGUGGACCUCCGCCGGCCCUUGGGCUGUGUGUUCAGUGACAACCUGGUGACCAGAACCGUGCCCGAGGACGGCCAGGCCUUUGAGCUGGGGAUUCGGCCCAACUGGCGGGUCCGCGCCAUUGGAGGCGUGAAGCUGCAGAAGAGCUCGGAGCUCAAGGAUCGCAUCUCCAAGCUAAAGACGGAGGCGGGCCGCGGGGGCAGCAAGGAGGUGACCAUGGUCUUCGCGCCGCCCCCCAUCGUGGCCUCUUUUGCCAAGCGACCCUUUGGCUUCACUGUGGCUAAGGACCCCGAGUUGGGCCUCAUCUACGUGAAUGCCUCCAACGGCCUCACUCGGGCUCAGGGUGUUCGUCCUGGCGCCCUGCUCUCCAACGUAGGUGGUACCGACGUCAGCGCUUUCAAGAUUGAGCAGGUCAGAGACAUGCUCCUGAAGGCAGACACCCCCCUGACGGUGCACUUUGAGCAAGCCCGCGGUCUUCCCAACACUGUGACUGGCGUCCUCCACCCGGUGCCAGACGAGGAGAUGCCGGCGCCGCCCCCUGAGGAGCCAGUCGACGAGGGUCCGCUGGUGAAUCUGCCGCCGGUGGAUUUGGACAUUGACCUGUCUUUGCCCCUGGGCAUCGUGUGGGGCAGCCGCCUGGUGGUGGAGAGCGUGCAGAAGGGCUCCCAGGCGGCGCGGCUGGGCAUCGACAAGGGCUGGCAAGCGCUGGGCCUGGCGGGGGAUGAGCUGAACAGCCAGAAGGAGCUGGAGAAGAAGCUGGAGGUCUUCAAGUCAGAAGGCUCCCUGGGCCAGUCCAUGAUGUUCCAGCCUGCGCCGGUGCUUGCCUCCAAAGCACGUGAGUUUGGCGCCAACCAAGCGGCGGCGCUGCUGCGGGAGCGCGCGGCCAUGUUGGAGCGGGAGGCGGAGGAGGCUAAGCAGAACAUGCGCUCGGUGCAGCUGGAGCUGGACAUCUCGCAGCCCCUGGGGAUUUUGUUCAACAAGUUCCUGGAGGCGGACUCGGUGAGUCCAGGCUCACAAAGCGCGAAGCUCGGAGUGCAGCCGGGCUGGCGCGCCGUGUCAUUGGCAGGCGAAACCUUCAAGCUCACCGCGGAGCUUGUGGCCAAAAUCCAGGCGCUGAAGCAGGAGGGCGCCGGCAUGGUGACGGCGGUCUUUAUGGCGCCCGAGACCGUCAGCGUGGACGAGAAAGAGGAGGAAAAGGAACCGGAGGUGCAGGAGAUGGAGGUGACAGUUACCUUAGACCUCAGCCAGCCCCUGGGCAUUGGCUUCCGAGACAACUUGGAGGCGAAAGAGGUCAAGGAGAAUGCCCAAGGCGCAAAGUUAGGCAUCGUUUCGGGCUGGCGUCUGCUGACUCUGAACGGGGAGACUCUGAGCAACAGUAAAGAGCUGGUGGCCAAGAUCAAGGGGCUGAAGAGCUCGGGCGCCAGCUCGGCGAGCUCCAGCUGGCGAGGCUUCAAAAGACCUGCGGAGGAUGCGAAGGAGCAAGAACUCCUGAUGGACGCCAGCGAGCCCUUGGGCGCCGUCUUCUCGGAAGACUUAGUCUGUCAGGAGAUCCCGGCGGCCUCGCAGGGCGAGCGCCUUGGUUUGGGACUGCAGUGGAAGCUGCUGAGCAUUGGAGGGGAGGCCAUCGUGACCUUGAAGGAUUUCGAGGCCAAGAUGGAGGCUUCGAAGGCCAGCAACGCGAAGGUCCAGCUGCGCUUUCAGCUCCCUGGAGGCUCUGCCAAGCGCCAGCGCACAGGAUAGGAGGGCCGGACAAUUC
Effrenium voratum is the source of this 5263-nucleotide messenger RNA. NCBI's taxonomy places the organism in Eukaryota, Dinophyceae, Suessiales, Symbiodiniaceae. The record is from the annotation of a GenBank genome assembly.